AUGAGGUGGCGCGAUGCCAUCUCCAUCACACAACAAGUGAAGAUAAAGAAAGGCACAACUGGCUACACUGAAGCUCUGGACCUUAAUCCACUCUGCGAGCCGCCCGUGAAACGCCCUCCUAAGCCAAUUGCAUGUUUUUACAUUCGAUUUCCCGAUGAGGAAAAGGGCGAUUACUACCGAGCUCUCUAUCUAAGCGAAAGGACAGUUAGCAAUCUUACUGUCAAGAUAGCAGAGAAAUGCAAAGUCAAUCCAGGUUGCAUUGUUCGCAUAGUACGCGUUAGUCUUAGCGGAGUCGAGACUGCCGUGGAUGAUGAUAUAGUUCAGCAAGUGCCUGAAGGACAGGACAUGGUGGCUAAAGUCACCGAGGUAUCCAGAUUGCAGACUUCUACAACGAGCAUUAGCACUCCGCCAAUGGCAACAGUGGAAAUUCGUUUGACUUACUGA
Molecule: messenger RNA, 444 nt
Organism: Talaromyces stipitatus ATCC 10500
Lineage: Eukaryota; Fungi; Ascomycota; Eurotiomycetes; Eurotiales; Trichocomaceae
Exons: 2
Coding region: 1-444 (147 amino acids)
Biological process (GO): regulation of transcription by RNA polymerase II
Cellular component (GO): nucleus
Molecular function (GO): DNA-binding transcription activator activity, RNA polymerase II-specific; RNA polymerase II cis-regulatory region sequence-specific DNA binding
Source: RefSeq, a predicted model, not a curated record